AUGGAGGAUGAAGAAGGAAAAAGGAAGAAGAAGAUCCACUUGGCCGACGGAGAGGGCGACUGUCACGUGCCAGGGGCAGCCAUACCGCGCAAAGACAACAAACAGGGCAAACCACGACUUGUCCAAGAGGCAUCACUCGAGGAUUUGGCUGGAAUUCCGGCAUCAUCCGUGACGAUGUCUUUCUUCUUCUCUUCAUUCUAUUCUCUUCUCCAUGUCGGGGAUUACUCAUCCUCGCAACAGCCGAGGUUCUUUCGGUCUUUGUCCGCCUCGCCCUUGACCAAUCAGAGGAGACUGGUGCCCUGA
Molecule: messenger RNA, 303 nt
Organism: Aspergillus melleus
Lineage: Eukaryota; Fungi; Ascomycota; Eurotiomycetes; Eurotiales; Aspergillaceae
Exons: 1
Coding region: 1-303 (100 amino acids)
Source: RefSeq, a predicted model, not a curated record